Messenger RNA from Asparagus officinalis (garden asparagus), 520 nucleotides. Its product is annotated as mavicyanin-like. The coding region runs from base 68 to 520 and encodes 150 amino acids. Gene Ontology annotation, cellular component: plasma membrane. Lineage: Eukaryota; Viridiplantae; Streptophyta; Magnoliopsida; Asparagales; Asparagaceae. The record is from RefSeq and is a predicted model, not a curated record. Gene Ontology annotation, molecular function: electron transfer activity. The transcript is spliced from 3 exons.
CAUCAAUAAAAACUUAAAAGCUCUUCUUUGUUUCUGCUCGUACAUAUUCCAGCAAGCUAUUCCCACAAUGUCCAAAGCGCUCUUUCUAGCUUUCUUGAUUUCCUUGUCGAUGGUCUCAGCUGCAUCGGCACAUGAGUAUCGUGUGGGAGGACCGAGGGGCUGGGUGAAGCCCGUAGAGGAGGAGACCGAGACUUAUAACGAUUGGGCAGGGAGAAAUCGCUUCCACAUUGGCGAUUCCUUGUAUUUCAAGUACACAAAUGACUCAGUGCUCCUUGUGGACCGGGAAGGCUACGUCAAUUGCAACACAAGCAAUCCACAGCUCGCCUUCACUGACGGAAACUCGACGUUCUGGUUCGACCGGUACGUUCCUGGUUCGGGUUCGAGCUCAGACUCGUAUUCGGGGUUGGGUCCUUCAAGUGCUCCCUGGUCUAGUUCUGCUGCUGCGUUGAAUGUUAUUGCUGGUUCUUAUAGGGUUAUGAUUGGACUUGGGUUCGGUUUAGUUGUUUUGAUGUUUGUUUGA